Lottia gigantea (owl limpet) is the source of this 2145-nucleotide messenger RNA. RefSeq lists its product as hypothetical. Gene Ontology annotation, biological process: protein phosphorylation. The transcript is spliced from 15 exons. The record is from RefSeq and is a predicted model, not a curated record. Lineage: Eukaryota; Metazoa; Mollusca; Gastropoda; Lottiidae. Gene Ontology annotation, molecular function: diacylglycerol-dependent serine/threonine kinase activity; ATP binding. Bases 1 to 2145 code for a protein of 714 amino acids.
AUGGAUAGAAGCAAAAUGGUCUAUUUUAAUGGCUCUAUAAAGAUCAGGGUUUGCGAAGCGGUGGAUCUUAGACCUACCGACUUCGCUACCCGCCAUCAAAUGGGCCCGAAUAAAGCGGUCCAGCCGAUAGAUCCUUAUAUUUCCAUCGAUAUUGAUGAAGUUUAUGUGGCCAGAACGACUUCUAAACCCCGAACUUUGUCUCCGAGGUGGAAGGAGGAUAUAAUAACUGAAAUACACAAUGGCCAAAAUCUUGGAAUAACCGUCUUUCAUGACGCAGCCAUUCCCCCGGACGAAUUUGUGGCUAAUGUAUCGGUGCCGUUUGACGAAUUAAAACACUCUUCGGAAAUGUGGGUUGACUUGGAACCCGCUGGAAAAGUGCGGAUUAUAGUUGAACUGAAUGGAUCUUUCUCGGACGACCAACCAAAAGAGAAAGUGUUUAAAGAGAAAGAUCUUGUGAUACGAAGGCGAGGGGCUAUGCGAAGACGUGUACAUCAAGUACAUGGACACAAAUUUAUGGCCACAUUAUUCCGGCAGCCAACAUUUUGCUCAUUAUGUAAAGAUUUUAUUUGGGGGCUGUUUAAACAAGGCUACCAAUGUCAAGUUUGUACUUGUGUGGUUCAUAAAAGAUGUCAUCAACAUGUUGUCACAAAAUGUCCAGGGUCUAGAGAAAGUGGUACGGAUGAGGCUGUUGGAACACGAUUUAAUAUUAAUAUUCCUCAUCGUUUUCAAUGCCACAAUUAUAAACGCCCAUCUUUUUGUGAUCAUUGUGGAUCUUUAUUAUAUGGUAUUAUUAAACAAGGUUUACAAUGUGAAGUGUGUAAAAUGAAUAUACAUAAAAGAUGUCAAAAAAAUGUACCUAAUAAUUGUGGGAUCAACCUACGUGAUAUGGCCCAAGCUUUACAGUCUAUGGGAAUCUCGGGAGAUAAGCUCAGUAAGAGGCCCAAAAAGGCAUCAAUUAGUGAAUCACCCAAUAGAAAUACUUGUAAUUUACAUGAAAGAUCAUUAUCAUCACCUAUUCCUAUGCUGCCAAGUAAGUACUCAAAUGAUCAGCAUAGUUCUCAGACAAGGAGUCCCUCAGCAGAAAGAGGUCGUAGCAAGCCAAAGCAUAGACUAUCAGACUUUCACUUUAUCAAAGUUUUAGGCAAGGGCAGUUUUGGCAAGGUAAUGUUAGCUGAAAGAAAAGGUUCAGAAGAAGUGUAUGCUAUAAAAGUGUUAAAAAAAGAUGUGAUAAUACAAGAUGAUGAUGUAGAAUGUACAAUGACUGAAAAAAGAAUUCUGGCAUUGUCAGCUAAACAUCCUUUUCUUACAGCUCUUUAUUCCUGCUUUCAAACAGAGGAGCGAUUAUUUUUUGUAAUGGAAUAUGUAAAUGGAGGUGAUUUAAUGUUCCAAAUUCAAAGAGCACGCAAAUUUGAUGAACCUAGAGCAAGAUUCUAUGCGGCUGAAGUAACGCUUGCACUUAUGUUUCUUCAUCGACAUGGAAUUAUAUAUAGAGAUCUGAAACUAGAUAAUAUAUUACUGGAUGCAGAAGGUCAUUGUAAAAUAGCUGAUUUUGGUAUGUGUAAAGAAGGAAUGUUUGAAGGCAAGACAACUCAGACAUUUUGUGGUACACCAGAUUAUAUAGCACCAGAGAUUCUGCAAGAAUUAGAGUAUGAUGCUUCAGUAGAUUGGUGGGCACUAGGAGUAUUAAUGUAUGAAAUGAUGGCUGGUCAACCACCAUUUGAAGCUGAUAAUGAAGAUGAUCUAUUUGAAUCUAUUCUACAUGACGAUGUAUUAUAUCCUGUAUGGUUGAGUAAAGAAGCUGUAUCAAUUCUCAAAGGAUUUAUGACAAAGAAUCCAUCAAAGCGUUUAGGCUGUGUUAAAGUACAAGGACUGGAGAAAGCGAUUUGUUUGCAUCCCUUUUUCCAGGAUAAGAUAGAUUGGGAGUUAUUAGAACAGCGUAAAGUAAAACCACCUUUUAAACCAAAAAUUAAAUCAAAGACAGAUGCCAAUAACUUUGAUAAAGAUUUUACAUCAGAAGAACCAACUCUGACCCCUGUCGAACCUGAAGAACUACGUGCAAUUAAUCAAGAAGAAUUCAAAGGUUUCUCGUUUAUAAAUGAAGAUUAUGGAAAAUUAGAGCUGGAAUCACCACCUCCGGCUCAUUGA